AUGACAUCCCGACUCACACCGCUUUCGAUGCUGCUGUCAGCAUUUGCGCUGGCCCUGUUCGUUCUUGUUUCUAUCCCCACCGUCAAUGCGCACAUGAUCGAGCUGGGCGCGCAUAGCAGCGAAUGCUUCUUCGAAGACCUGCACAAUGGCGACCAGAUGACGCUCACGUACCAGGUUGGCGGCGGGGGGCAUCUCGAUAUCGACGUGGCGCUCUACGACCCCAAACACCGACCGCUGUUCAAACAGGAGCGCAAGGAUACGGGCACCUACUCGUUCACCGCCCAGGACGACGGGCGUUACAGCUACUGCUUCGCGAAUGAGCACAGCUCUGUCUCGGACAAGACCGUCUCGUUCAACGUACACGGCGUUAUCUACGUUCCGGACGAAGGCGACAUGCUGCCAAUCGAGAGAGAGAUUCGAGAUCUGGCUGCGGGACUGCAGGCGGUCAAGGACGAACAAGAGUAUCUCGUCAUCCGCGAACGUGUGCAUCGCAACACUGCGGAAAGCACAAACACUCGUGUCAAGUGGUGGUCCAUCAUCCAAGGCUUCAUCCUUAUUGCCGUGUGUUCCUGCCAAGUCUACUUUGUCAAACGUCACUUCGAGGUUCGUCGUGUAGUCUAG
This is a messenger RNA of Sporisorium graminicola, 621 nucleotides long. RefSeq lists its product as uncharacterized. Gene Ontology annotation, cellular component: Golgi apparatus; endoplasmic reticulum-Golgi intermediate compartment; COPII-coated ER to Golgi transport vesicle. The transcript is spliced from 2 exons. The record is from RefSeq and is a predicted model, not a curated record. Gene Ontology annotation, biological process: intracellular protein transport; protein retention in ER lumen; endoplasmic reticulum to Golgi vesicle-mediated transport. NCBI's taxonomy places the organism in Eukaryota, Fungi, Basidiomycota, Ustilaginomycetes, Ustilaginales, Ustilaginaceae. The coding region runs from base 1 to 621 and encodes 206 amino acids.